UGUCAAUAGUCUAAGCGUUAAGGACGCUGAAAAACCAGUGAUUUUUUCCCGAUAUUGAGAUCCUGAGACAUUAUCCAAUCAAUCUCAUUUAAUGUCCAGUCGAUUUUAUUUUUAAUCAAUGGUGAAAACCACAAAAAAUAUUUCAACAUAGCAAUCCAUAGAAAACGUAAGAUUUUUUUCGGUAUUUCAGAACUUCAGGCAUGAAAUUUUAUGUAAUAUUAUAUCUAAUCUGUUUUUAGUCAAUGACUAAAUCUAGCCAGAUCUAUCAUGUUUAUAGCGUGCAAUGUAGUAACAUAUACCAAACUAAUGAAUACCAUGUGCAUUUUAUUAAGGUUAUGUCUUAAUGUGGAACUAUAUUAUUGUACUUAAUGAUUAAAAUAUUUAUUAAAUUAACUUUUUUAUAAAUUAUGGUAAAUAUUAAUAGCAGUCAAUAUGAAAUUCACUACUAAUUCAAUAAAAUCUUGCGCUGCCCGUAUUGGAUUGUUAACAGAAUUUGAAAGAAUUCCUAAUAGCACUUUUGAAACUCCUCUUGUUCUUGUUUAUACAAAGGGAGGCUGUGUACCACAUUUGACUAAAGAUGUUUUUAAAAUGGUUACUUCAAGUCCACAAAUGUUAUCUGUUUCACUUUCUUCUACAUAUUUAAUGCAGGAAACAAUGAAGGACUGUAAUAUUAAUUUUGCAAAUUUUGUGGGUAUGAAGGAGUACAUCAAUUUUCUUGCAAUACAUGAUCCAGCCUUUACUACACCUUCAGGUUUUCGAGAACCUAAAAUCAUUCCGUUAUGGACAAGAUGUGGAAAAUAUGCAAUGACAGUUGAUAAAUAUAUGGACAUAAUUGAAACAUUUAAACCAGACAUGUAUGUUGCUUUGUGUGAUGGAGAUACUAAUAUUGACAGUAGUAGAAAAAGAAUAUCAAAAUCUGUAGAAAAUAGCUUGACAUUUUUUGAACAAUGUUUUAUUAAACAUUCCUCAUCUGAAGCAUUGAAGUCUUCUGAAAUAUUAGGUGCAAUUGAAGGUGGUUAUGAUAAAGAUGCUAGAACAGUGUCAAUAAAUCAUUUGAAAACUAAACCUUUAAUAGGAUAUGUGAUUGAUGGAUUGCAUAAUAAUGGACCACAUGUGAAAGAUAUACCAGCAAAACAAAUUAAAGAUAUAGUAGAACACACAAUCAGUCUUUUACCUACUGAAAAACUUAGAGUAUCAAUGGGAUGUUGGAAUCCUCUUACAGUAUUAGAGCUCGUUGAAUUGGGUGUAGAUAUAUUUGAUACAUCGUAUCCUUACAUAAUUACUGAAAAUUUAGAAGCUUUAACUUUUCUAUGUGAUCGCGACGAUUGUAAUAAUAUAGGACAUAUAAUAUCGUUUACAGAAGGAAGAUAUGCAGAUGACUUUUCUCCAAUAUGUUCCCACUGUGAAUGUCUUACAUGUAAAAAUCAUACCAAAGCAUAUUUACAUCAUCUAUGUAAUGUAAAAGAAUUACUUGGCAAAGUUCUUUUAAUGAUACAUAAUGUGCAUCAAUAUCUUGAAUUUUUCAAAAUUAUUCGGGAGAAUAUAAAACGUGGUACUCUUGACGAUUACAAAAAGAAAAUUAAUUUAAAAUUUAAGCAGAACAAUGUCAUUCAGACAGAAGAAUUUACAUAUACGAAAGACACUAAACUUAUAAGUUUGUAACAGUUUUAAAAAUAUAUUAAUAUUUAAUAAAUUAUUUUUACAUUGUA
This is a messenger RNA of Frieseomelitta varia, 1709 nucleotides long. RefSeq names its product queuine tRNA-ribosyltransferase accessory subunit 2. The record is from RefSeq and is a predicted model, not a curated record. The transcript has 6 exons. NCBI's taxonomy places the organism in Eukaryota, Metazoa, Arthropoda, Insecta, Hymenoptera, Apidae. Bases 433 to 1662 code for a protein of 409 amino acids. Gene Ontology annotation, molecular function: tRNA-guanosine(34) queuine transglycosylase activity.